Molecule: messenger RNA, 2106 nt
Organism: Trypanosoma grayi
Lineage: Eukaryota; Euglenozoa; Kinetoplastea; Trypanosomatida; Trypanosomatidae
Exons: 1
Coding region: 1-2106 (701 amino acids)
Biological process (GO): lipid metabolic process
Molecular function (GO): triacylglycerol lipase activity
Source: RefSeq, a predicted model, not a curated record
AUGUCAAUUGCUCCAGGUACUGGAGGCAGCGGCAAUGAGCAAAAGAUGGCGGUAAACGUGGUUGUGUCUGGGGCCACGCCAACGUCAGGGCGGUCGCCUAUCAAGUUUGUCCCCAACCGAAAAUGUCCGGCAAGGGGAGGGCGGCGAGUAAAAAGAAAUUCUUUAAAAUGUUCACAAACGGUAAAGCGGUCAUGGGUGGUCAUCAUACUUGCUUACCUCUACUCUUUUAUUGUGGGACGCCUUGUUCUGGCGCCUUUACACGCAAUACAGACGUGGGUGAAGACGUACAGCUCACGAGCACAAGCCACCCGCACGGAGCAGCGGUACCUGAAUAUUAUGAACUCCACAGAGAGUCUCAAAACGUGGGUUACCACCGCGUCGUACCUCGACAACCACCGUGGAAUGCAGAAGUGGAAAGAGGUGGCCCCGAAUAAGGAGGAUUGUGAUGCAGAGGGACUUAUACAGGACACCUUCUGUGCAAAGGCCCUUAUUCAAUAUGGGAAUGAAGUGGCCAUCGGCGAUUUCCUGCGUUCUCAGCUACAUCGCACAGCCCACGGCAUGACAAGCCCGUGCAAUUACCAAUAUUACACUGGUACAAUACGCUGCCUGGAGGAAUAUAACGAUACAAUUGUAAAGAUCAUAGAAACCUUUUGUCAAAGAGUCUCAGAAAAUGAAGUGACACGUGCGCCUCCAUUGUCUGAUGAACUUAAUGGAGGGGAAGAUUCCUUCGCGAAACAAGACCCACUGUUGCAGCCGGAAAGUAAAAAGGAUGCAGCCAUUGGGGGUGAGGAUAAUGUGUAUAAGGGACGGAAGAACGAUUUCAACGGUUCGGGGCUUUCUCGUACGAAGAGACGACCUGAUGCAGCCGCUCUUUCCAACUCGACGGCGAGACCGCACACCUCCACCUACAUCUCCUCUCUUCUUGACUGGGCCCACGGGCCGCACCUAUCCCGCGCGACACACCUCUCAGACACGGAGAAGUUCAAAGUUCUGCGGGACACGCUCCGCUCCUAUGGGCGAAGUGCCCUCAUGUUGAGUGGUGGCUCCACACUGGGUGUCUACCACACAGGAGUUGUUCGCGCCCUCUUUGAAUCUGGUUUGCUUCCAGACAUCAUAUCCGGCUCCUCUGCUGGCUCAAUCAUUGCCGCAAUCAUAUGUACCAAAACAAAUGAUCAGCUGCGUGAUUUUCUGAGUGACUCCAUCCUGACCGUUGAGACACUUCAACUCGCGCCCUUUGAUGAAGGUGGAAUAUUUUCUAAGCUGAAGCGUCUGCUGCGCACCGGUGCCUGCAUGGAUGUGCGCACACUUAUGGAGUGUCUCCGCUCCAAUGUCGGGGAUCUUACGUUUAAGGAGGCGUACCGAAAGACAGGUCGAAUAUUGAACGUGUGUGUGACAAGCGAUAAGUACAGCGGUUCUCACAUGGAUCGACACAUGCUUUUGAACUAUGUCACAUCUCCGAACGUCGUUGUUUGGAGUGCAGUUAGUGCAAGCUGUGCCCUUCCUGGCCUAUUCACAGCGGUUCAGCUCAUUGAGAAGUUACCUGAUGGAACUUUCGGCCGCUUUCUCCCAGGUCAACUUUGGUGUGAUGGGAGUGUGGCCCGUGACCUUCCACGCGAAAGUCUUUCUUCCCUGUUUAAUGUGAAUUACUUCAUUGUGAGUCAAGUAAACCCGCACAUCAUUCCGUUUCUGAAGAAGCCGGUAUCACCGCUGCUGUAUAAGCAGCGGCGCCCACGGAAAAUACUUAGCUCAAUAUGGUAUGGAUUCUGUCGAGAAAUGCGACACUGGAUUUUAAAACUUUUUACUAUCGGUGUUUUUUCUAAGACGGGACGCUGGGAUUUGCCGUACUUUUUCUUGACGCAGCGCUACGACGGUGAUAUUCUCAUUCUUCCCAUCGGCAAUGUUCUGCACGCUGUUCCAGACUACUUCAACAUUGUGGCAAACCCGAGCCCCGAAUACAUUGCAUUUGUUACGAGCAAGGCCCAGCUUAGGACAUGGCCACAUCUUAAUCAAAUUCGUCACGUCACAAUGAUUGAAAGGGCUCUUGUUCGGGAAAUUAGCAUUUUGAAAAAUCGUAUUGGGAAUCGCUCGGAAAAUGUGGUGCUAUGA